AGGGGCGGAGCGGAGGCGGCGGCGGCGGCAGCGGUGGCGGCGGCGGCUCUGGAGGCCGCAGUCCGCGUCCCGGCUCCGGCCCGUGCCGCACCAUGGUGACGCCCGCAGAGCUGUUGGUGCUGCUGGCCGCGCUGCUGGCCACGGCCUCGGGCUACUUCGUCAGCAUCGACGCGCACGCCGAGGAGUGCUUCUUCGAGCGGGUCACCUCGGGCACCAAGAUGGGCCUCAUCUUCGAGGUGGCGGAGGGCGGCUUCCUGGACAUCGACGUGGAGAUCACAGGACCAGAUAACAAAGGCAUCUAUAAAGGAGACCGAGAGUCCAGCGGGAAGUACACGUUUGCAGCCCACAUGGAUGGGACAUACAAGUUCUGCUUUAGUAAUAGGAUGUCUACCAUGACUCCAAAGAUAGUCAUGUUCACCAUUGACAUUGGGGAGGCUCCCAAAGGACAAGACAUGGAGACAGAAGCUCAUCAGAACAAGCUAGAAGAAAUGAUUAACGAGCUGGCAGUGGCCAUGACGGCUGUGAAGCACGAGCAGGAGUACAUGGAAGUCCGGGAGAGAAUACACAGAGCCAGUCAGGUAAUGUGUCGACUGGAUUCCAAUGAAGACAGUGUUCUGUAUGCACAAUUUCUUGGGUGGCUGGAUUCCUCUGUCAUCCAAAGAUGCGUUUUUAAAGUCAACGACAACACAAACAGCAGAGUGGUCCUUUGGUCCUUCUUCGAAGCUCUUGUUCUAGUUGCCAUGACAUUGGGACAGAUCUACUACCUGAAGAGAUUUUUUGAAGUCCGGAGGGUUGUUUAAAAGGCCUUUUCCUGUUGAUCCCAAAUUCACAAUUCACUUGUUUACCAAACACCUUGGUCAUAAUAAUGUCAUUAGUUUAUACAUUUUUAUUUUCUGAACGUUCAUGACUUAUGUUUCUUUGUGAUUAAUGGGUGUUGGGGAAAACCUGUUUAGGAAAGUUAGAGUGAAAAUUUGACAUUGAUUGGCCUUACUUGAAUGCUGCCCCAUUAUACAGGUCCUUCCAAGAGUUCAGAGGCUGUUAAUGCUGUAUGGGACUAUGGUCUUUAUUAUGUUUUCACCUUCAGUUUUCAUAAUAAAAUGCAGUUUGUUCAGGAAGUAGCCCACAGCCUGACUGCAUUCUCGGGAGUCCUUCAUCUGUGUUUAUUACCAGAGGUUCAUUUUGUUGAGUCCUUACAGCAACAGUAGACUGAAUCUUGACCCUUCUGACCAGCCUCAGGGCAGAGCGACCUGACUGGGGUAUGUUACCGUGUGGGCACUCAGACUUUCUUGAGUUUGCUUUAAACUAGACUCAUCCCAACACUUCCCCCCAAAGUUUUAUAUUGAACCUUAGAACAGAAUCACCUCUAUUCGACUUGACACAAGCAGCUGACAACUUACGAGUCUGUUGGAGCCAGUGUUCUGGGUCUUGGAACAGACUGCUCUCCCUUCUGUACUGCACUUAGGAAGAGCGGAUUUGCUCAAGUGGAAGCCUGCAUUUCUCAUGCCGAAGGGUUAAGCCUCUUGGAUUGCUUGCAGUGAUAGGCAGCCACUGUCGUCCUUGGAGUCAGUGGCCUUGGAGUCCUGGUCUUCAGUGUCAGCACUAGGGUUCUGUUUGUCCUCUGGUGUCUUUCUUUUUUUGGCACAUGUCAGUUUUGUUUAUAGAAAAUGAAGAGACUCUUUCUCUGAUGAUGGGUUUAAUGAAAGUCGCUCUGCUUUGGGUGUGGGCGAUCCAGGAUUAUGUGGUGACUGAUGUCUGAUAGCUACCUGGAUAUUUUAUUUUCUUUUUUGGAUCUUGCAAGGGGAAAACUACAAGUAACAAGUUUUGUAAAAUUAAUUUAAAUUUGUUAUAGGUUUUCAUGUUCAGGACAAAUAAUUUUUCAACCCUGGAUGACUAUCUUUGCAACAGUCUGUUGGUAAGGUGACUCUUUCACCAUAGGGCAGCUGUUGCAUGCCAAUUCUUUUUUUUUGUGUGUGUGUGUGUGAAAACACUUCAGAAUUGAAUUAAAAGAUGUAAAUUUAAAAUUGGUUGUGUAUCUAAUAUGCCCCAGGUUCAGUAAAUAAACAAUUCUUUUUAAAAACA
Messenger RNA from Peromyscus eremicus (cactus mouse), 2079 nucleotides. It is a transcript of the gene Tmed2, whose product is annotated as transmembrane p24 trafficking protein 2. The record is from RefSeq and is a predicted model, not a curated record. NCBI's taxonomy places the organism in Eukaryota, Metazoa, Chordata, Mammalia, Rodentia, Cricetidae. Gene Ontology annotation, biological process: endoplasmic reticulum to Golgi vesicle-mediated transport; intracellular protein transport; Golgi organization. Gene Ontology annotation, cellular component: endoplasmic reticulum; Golgi apparatus; endoplasmic reticulum-Golgi intermediate compartment. Bases 93 to 800 code for a protein of 235 amino acids. The transcript is spliced from 5 exons.